This is a messenger RNA of Lutra lutra (Eurasian river otter), 1054 nucleotides long. Its product is annotated as zona pellucida-binding protein 2-like. The record is from RefSeq and is a predicted model, not a curated record. Gene Ontology annotation, cellular component: extracellular region; acrosomal vesicle; zona pellucida receptor complex. The transcript is spliced from 2 exons. Lineage: Eukaryota; Metazoa; Chordata; Mammalia; Carnivora; Mustelidae. The coding region runs from base 211 to 1029 and encodes 272 amino acids. Gene Ontology annotation, biological process: binding of sperm to zona pellucida; acrosome assembly.
CGCUCCCGCUGUAGCGAAGGACGGGUAGGGGAGCUGACCCCGGCGGUUUGCUCCGCUCUGUGGAGGAGAGAUGGGGAGGCGCUGGGCCUGGGCUGAGCUGGAUGGCAGCGUUCUUCUGAACGUACGGGGAAAGGCCUCAUUUAUGGCAAGCCGGGACACCCAGUGAAAAUAUAUGUAAAAUUACAUCACAGUAGCUCAAUCCUUGCCUGUAUGGAUUUUAAACGUGCUAAAAAAGAAACAGUGGACCCCACCUACUCAUGGAUCGGGCCUAAUGAAAAGCCAUUAACAGAAAAUAAUCAAAUAAAUAUAACUAAAAGAGGAAAGCUGAAGAUGGAAGAUUUUCAGGAGGCUUUGUCUGGACUUUACACAUGUACUCUUUCUUAUAAGACUGUCAAAGCAGAAACCCAAGAAGAAACGGUAGUAAAGCAGAGAUACGACUUUAUGAUCUUUGCCUAUCGGGAACCUGAUUAUUCAUAUCAGAUGGCUGUACGUUUUACCACAAAGUCUUGUGAAGGAAGAUACAAUGACCUGCUUUUUAGAGUGCUGAAGAAAAUCUUGGAUAAUUUAAUCUCUGAUUUGUCAUGCCAUGUCAUAGAACCAUCAUAUAAAUGCCAUUUUGUUAAAAUUCCAAAACAUGGCCUCGUACAUGAGCUAUUUAUAGCCUUUCAAGUUAAUCCUUUUGCACCAGGAUGGAAAGGUGCAUGCAAUGAUUCUGCCGACUGUGAAGAUAUAACUAAUCAUAAUAUCCUCCAGGCAAGAGAUCGGAUAGAAGAAUUUUUCCGGAGCCAAGCAUAUAUUUACUACCAUGACUUUAAUAAAACUAUACCAGCUAUGCAUUUUGUGGACCACAGUUUUCAAGUAGUACGUAUGGAUAGCUGUCGUCCAGGCUUUGGAAAGAAUGAAGGUCUACACAGUAAUUGCGCUAGCUGUUGCGUGGUUUGUAGUCCUGGGACUUUUAGUCCUGAUGUUGAUGUUACUUGUCAGAGCUGUGUUUCCAUCCGUGUUUAUGGAGCUAAAUCUUGCACAUAAACUUCAAACAAAAAUCGUAUUAUGA